AUGGCUAGCCAGCAAAACCUCUUUUCUCUGAAGGCGAACAUCUCUUCACCUUCGGCUACCAUUGAAACAAUGUUCGAUGGCUUCAGGAGAGAGCUUUUCUUAGCUCAAGACAAGCACUCAGGAAAUUACAUUGGCUCUCAGACCAAGAUCCAGUCCUUCAGCCGUCUGACCAAGAUGGGGCCAAAACAGUGGAAGAAGAUCAACAAGAAAUCUCCUUCAGCUGACGAGGGUUGCAGGGUGGUCAAACUGUUGGCUGGAGCAAGAGAGGUCGUUGCUUCAAUGCUUCAGUCACCCAGGCGGCUCCUACUGAAGUAA
Messenger RNA from Triticum turgidum subsp. durum (durum wheat), 315 nucleotides. The record is from the annotation of a GenBank genome assembly. NCBI's taxonomy places the organism in Eukaryota, Viridiplantae, Streptophyta, Magnoliopsida, Poales, Poaceae.